Acytostelium subglobosum LB1 is the source of this 1269-nucleotide messenger RNA. RefSeq lists its product as hypothetical. The transcript is spliced from 2 exons. The annotation marks the transcript as partial. The record is from RefSeq and is a predicted model, not a curated record. NCBI's taxonomy places the organism in Eukaryota, Evosea, Eumycetozoa, Acytosteliales, Acytosteliaceae.
AUGUCAUCAUCAUCACUACUAUCAUCAUCAUCAUCAUCACCAACACUUAUGUUGGGCAUUGACGAUACAUGCUCCAACUCAACAACAUCAUGGUCAUGUGGAUUAUGCCAAUCGAUUCUUUCAAAGAGUUUUAGCAUCCAGGACAAUGAAACAUCGAUCAACUUCAACUUUGUAAUUGAUGCCGUGGCCAUUGGUUACAUCUUCUCAGCACUCUACCUCCUCUUCCGAAUCCAGCGAUCAUACACCUAUCUCCAACAAUCAACAAAUAAGUUUGCCGAUCCAAACAAUAACAACAACAAUGACAACAAUAACAACAGCGAUGGAAAGAAGUCAUGCAACAUCAAUGAUGGAGUAGGGAGCUCAUACGUUUCAAUCAACAUGUCUGGUGAGAAUCAGAUGUUGUUUGAUAAUAACAUGGGCAUAACGAUCAAUCAGCCAAAGAUCAUCGUGUCCACCUACUUUAGGUACAUCCUGUUCGUGAUCACAUGGCUGGCAAUAAUGGGCGUCAUCUUGAUGUUCAUGCCACCAUGGUCCGGCGUGCUCUACCCCACGCUGCUCGUCAUCCUGGGCGGCAUGCACGUCAUCACCGACAACUGGAUCAUCAUCUUCUUGACGGGCAAGGGCGACGACAAAUGCGCCUCACGCUUCUCCUUCUGUCUCUCGGCCCUUCUCUAUCUCAUUCUCAUGACCACCAUGUUGUCUUCAAUCUUUGACGACGAUGACAAGUGUGUGUCACCAGUCGACUGCCAGCUCUCUCUAUUCCAGAACGCCUUCACAGUACUAGGCAUGCAGGCCGUCUACUCAAUCGUGUACAGCAUCAUACUAUUCUUCUCCUUCCGUUGCCAAGGAGCAAUCCGAGUACGACCAACCGCCCGAAUCUGGCUGUUCUUCCUUCUCUCAACUUCAUUACUUCAAUUGGUAUCAGCCAUUCUCAAGAUAUUCCAUAUUGAUGCCGGAUAUUGCGCAAUGUAUCAAACUGUGCCAUCCCAAGCAAUGUCCAACCACAAGAUGACGUUGGAUCAACAGACGAGACCGACAGCAACCAAGACUUCCACUACAUUGGUGAUUAAUUACAAUCAUGGUGUCUGGACACCAACACAACACAACUACCUCCUUCAAUCAAAUCAACCAAUCAGUGUGGAACAACAUUGUAAUACCAGGCAAUCAAUCAUGGUAGCCACCACACAAGACUUCACUCUAUCCAAGUGUCAAGUCUGCCCACUCCCCUAUGUCAAUGUCCUGGACUUCUGGUAUCAAGCAGUCCAGACU